UCUUUUUUAAUUUGCAGUUUCAAGUAUAUCAGGAAUUCUCACAAGCCACCGAUCGUUGCACCACCAUAAAGUUGCGUCUUUACCACGUACCAUCACGUCGAUACCGUUCUGUCUGGUAUCUGCAGUAUGCGGACUGGGCGGAGCAAAAUUGUCCGCGUGACGUAAAUCACUUUCUCGGCUUUCUAGAAGAGUUGAGCUCCGUAAGACUCGCAUCCACACAAGAAGUUCCGCCGGGGCACAACACAAACCCACCGGUUCUUUUACAUUGCAUGGAGGGAGGUGGUCGUUCGGGAGUGACCCUGACUGCGGAUCUUUUGUUCUACACUCUGAAUCAUAACGAGGACCUAGACAUAUCUCGUGUGGUUGGCCAGCUUCGGCAUCAGCGGGACAGCAUUAUACCAUCCUUGGCACAAUACAAGUUUAUAUACAAUCUCCUAAUAUCCUACUUAAAGCGCUCUAGGUUAAUCUAAGGUUGAUUCUAAUAACCUGUAAAUUUUAACUAAACAAAAUGUAUCUCAAUAGGUAGCUGUUGUUCGUUAAAUCUUAAUGUUUUGAUAGCAGCUUGUUCUUACGAUAUAUAUUUGUUUUAUAAACUUUACCGCUUACAUCGGUAAGCGAACCGCUGCUCUCAAGAUUACACUCUUUAUUUGCUUAUAAGUGAUUAUUUGUGAAACGUAUCAAGAUUAUGGUCAUAAAACUAUUUCAUAUUUUUGUCACGAUAAUUUACCAUUCUUAUAGGGUUAAAAAAAAUCCAUUUG
This is a messenger RNA of Drosophila suzukii, 758 nucleotides long. NCBI's taxonomy places the organism in Eukaryota, Metazoa, Arthropoda, Insecta, Diptera, Drosophilidae. The record is from RefSeq and is a predicted model, not a curated record.